CUUCUUAAACCAUCUAUAAAUAGAGGGCACACUCACUUGCUCAUCCCAUAAUUACUGAUCACUGCCUUCUUCUUCUUCUUCUUCUUCUUCUUGCCAACUGACAUUUUCUUCGGAAAGAAAAAUGGCCUGCUCAAAGACUUUCCUCCUUCUUGGCCUCGCCUUUGCUGUUGUUGCUCUCAUUGCUUCUGAGGUAUCUGCUCGAGAGCUUGCUGAGACUACUCAAACCAAGGAAAAUGAGGAAGUAGAUGGAUAUGGACACGGAGGGUAUGGCGGCGGAAGGUACGGCAACGGAGGAUACAACGGGGGCCGUGGGGGAUACAACGGCGGCCGUGGAGGAUACAACGGUGGGCGUGGAGGAUAUGGAGGAGGGCGCGGAGGAUAUGGACAUGGAGGACGCGGAGGAUAUGGGGGUCACCCUGGUCACGGUGGUCACCCUGAUGCUACAAGUGAGACACAAGUGGCAAGUGAAGGUGGAAACUAGGUGAAGAACCACAGACGCCCUAGCGAGCUGCUACUAUAUGUGUCUCUUUAUAUAUAAGUAUGUAAUUAAGUGAGAGUUUGCGAGUGAGAAUAAAGGAUGUUCAAUGAGAUCUUUCUAUUUAGAAAUAAUUAAUAUCAUGACUUGCUCAACUGUUCGUGGUCA
Molecule: messenger RNA, 643 nt
Organism: Ricinus communis (castor bean)
Lineage: Eukaryota; Viridiplantae; Streptophyta; Magnoliopsida; Malpighiales; Euphorbiaceae
Product: cold and drought-regulated protein CORA-like
Exons: 2
Coding region: 122-481 (119 amino acids)
Source: RefSeq, a predicted model, not a curated record